CAGGGUUGAUUAUGUCUACGCUGAAGCCCUGGACUGGAUCACCUAUCUGGGGUGUUCCAUGUCUGUUGUGGGCUUGGUUAUCACAAUAGUUUUUUACGUCAUGACCAGGAAAUCCGGUAACAGCAGCCCAGCAGUCCUGAUGGUGAGCCUCUGUGUCAGUCUCCUCAUCUUCACCCUCCUCUUCCUGCUGGGGAUCAACAACACCAACCCACAGUCCCAUGAACCUGAAGACAAGGACGCCAACGUCAUGCCUUCCUCUGACCUGCACGUUGACCCAGACCACGGACCCUGCACUGCCGUGGCAGUCUUACUGCAGUACUUCCUGAUGGCCACCUUUGUCUGGAACUCUCUCUAUGCCUGUCACAUGUUCCUACUGCUCUGGAACCCCCUGAGGAGACCCCCAUCCUACCUCCCGACUAUCACCGUGGUCACUGGAUGGGGAGUUCCUGCUGUUCUUGUUUCCAUCACGUUGGGAGUCACCUACAGAGUGGACAAUCCAUUAAACUACCGACGGGAAGAAUUUUGCUGGCUUGCUGCUGUAAACCCAGAGGGACAGUUUGACUUUGCAAAGCCAAUGUUCUGGGGGUUCCUCAUCCCAGUGGCUCUAAUUAUGAUCUUUAACACAGUUAUCCUAUGCUAUUUUAGCUACACAACAUGCAGGACAGACCCGGAAUUAACCAGCACCACACAGUCCUCCAACAAGAAAAAACUUCUGAGUAGUUUCUCGUUAUCAGUGGUGUUGGGUCUCUCCUGGAUAAUAGGCUACCUGAUGCUCAUCAUACCAAACAAGAACAUGCACUUCAUCCUGAACAUCGUCUUCUGCCUGUGUACCACCACACAGGGACUUCAGAUCUUCAUACUGUUUGUUGCAAGAACGUCCAUCUUCAGGCAAAUGAUGUUGGCUCUUCCUAUCGGCUGCCAUAUCGAAAGUUACACUCUAUGGAAACACAAAGCCAGAAAUAGUCAGAGUCAGUACUACCAUUCCCAGCUCCUCCAUCAGUGCUACAUCCACACCCACCACUGCCCCCACCACCAGCACUCUUUCCACCACUGCCAUCCACACAACCCACCCUCCUCUGAACUGCGCCAAUGGAGGUGA
This is a messenger RNA of Osmerus eperlanus (European smelt), 1099 nucleotides long. Its product is annotated as adhesion G-protein coupled receptor G7-like. The record is from RefSeq and is a predicted model, not a curated record. The transcript is spliced from 7 exons. Gene Ontology annotation, biological process: cell surface receptor signaling pathway; G protein-coupled receptor signaling pathway. Gene Ontology annotation, molecular function: G protein-coupled receptor activity. NCBI's taxonomy places the organism in Eukaryota, Metazoa, Chordata, Actinopteri, Osmeriformes, Osmeridae. Gene Ontology annotation, cellular component: membrane. Bases 59 to 1099 code for a protein of 346 amino acids.